Molecule: messenger RNA, 3077 nt
Organism: Scomber japonicus (chub mackerel)
Lineage: Eukaryota; Metazoa; Chordata; Actinopteri; Scombriformes; Scombridae
Gene: enpep
Product: glutamyl aminopeptidase
Exons: 20
Coding region: 186-3062 (958 amino acids)
Biological process (GO): peptide catabolic process; proteolysis
Cellular component (GO): cytoplasm
Molecular function (GO): peptide binding; metalloaminopeptidase activity; zinc ion binding
Source: RefSeq, a predicted model, not a curated record
CUCACCUCCUCCUCUUUCUUCUCUCCACCCCUCAGCCCCACAGAGGCAAGCUUUGGAUCAGCUCACACAGCUAAUCUAAAUACUGCAGGAGCCAAAGCCUGCAGCUCUGACUUCAGGUCAACAUUACAGGCUUUUACCUGGAGCCAUAAUUUAGUCCAGAGAAGUGUGUAGACUUAGGAGUCGCCAUGGUUGACAGCAUGGACUUGGAGAAGCAGCAGAAGCGCUACUGCAUCCGCGGCAAACAUGUAGUCAUCAUCUGUGUGACGGUGGUGGUGUGCUCUUUGGCAGUGGGCCUUGGGGUGGGCCUCUCUGGGUCUGACACCACCACCCCUACUUCCCCUACUACAGCUCCCACAGCAGAGCCUACAGAGCCCCCUGCAUCUGGCAGAGGCCCCUGUAAGCCUUCCUCUGACUCCAGUGGGGACUGGAGGAAUUUCCGUCUGCCCAACUACGUGAUCCCAACCCACUAUGACCUGCACCUGGAGCCGGAUCUGGUCGAUGACACCUACACAGGCACUGUGGACAUCCAUCUUAAGGUCACCAAGCCCACUCGCCAUCUGUGGCUCCACAUCAGGGAGACGUUCGUCAGCGCCAUUCCCAGGCUGAAGGUGCUGGACAGCCAGGGGGGGCAGAAGGAGGAACAUGUAAAAAGCUGCUUUGAGUACACACCUCAGCAGUAUGUGGUGGUGGAGGCCACACAGGAGCUGCCUGUCACCAGCCCAGAAGAGGUGUAUGUUCUUAGUCUGGAUUUCCAGGGGUGGCUCAAUGGCUCCGUGGUGGGAUUCUACAGGGUCAUCUACACUGAGGAUGGAGUCACCAAAAAGAUUGCUGCGACCGAUCAUGAGCCAACAGAUGCCCGCAAGUCAUUUCCCUGCUUCGAUGAACCCAACAAGAAGGCUACUUACAGUGUCUCCAUCACCCAUGAUGAUGUUUACAGUGCUCUGUCCAACAUGCCUGUUGAGGGAAAACCUCAACAACUAUCUGGCAAUAAAGUGAGGACCUCCUUCCAGAAGUCAGUUCCAAUGAGUACCUAUUUGGUAUGUUUUGCUGUGCACCGGUUCCACCAUGUGGAAAGAACAUCCGCCCGAGGAGUUCCUUUGAAAAUCUAUGCCCAGCCAAGUCAAAUAAAAACGGCAGAGUAUGCAGCCAACAUGACCAAGAUCAUCUUUGACUACUUUGAGGAGUACUUCAACAUGACAUACUCCAUCACCAAACUGGAUAAGAUAGCCAUCCCUGACUUUGGUACUGGUGCAAUGGAAAACUGGGGCCUCAUCACCUACAGGGAGACCAACCUGCUAUAUGAUGAGAACCAGUCAUCCUCCUACAACAAGCAGCGAGUGGCCAGUGUUAUCGCCCACGAGCUGGUUCACCAGUGGUUUGGGAACAUUGUGACUAUGGAUUGGUGGGAUGACCUCUGGCUUAAUGAGGGUUUUGCCAGUUUCUUUGAGUACAUCGGUGUGGAGAAAGCUGAGCCCAGUUGGGGCAUGCGAGACAUCAUGAUCAUCAGCGAUGUACUUCCUGUCAUGGUGGAUGACGCUCUGCUCUCCUCUCAUCCGAUCAUUGUGAAUGUGUCGACCCCGGCAGAGAUCACCUCUGUGUUUGAUGCCAUAUCAUAUAGCAAGGGAGCGUCCAUCCUCAGAAUGCUGGAGAGCUGGAUGGGUAAAGACAUGUUCAGAGAUGGCUGUAGAAAAUAUUUAAAAGACUACCACUUUCAGAAUGCCAAAACAGCCAACUUCUGGGCAUCUCUGGCCGAGGUGAGUGGGUUGCCAGUUGAGCAGGUAAUGGAUACAUGGACCAAACAGAUGGGUUAUCCUGUGCUCGAUCUAUCUGUCUCAAACACGAAUGCCAGACUCAGCCAAAAGCGUUUCCUCCUGGAUCCCAACGCUGAUGCCACCCAACCUCCUACACCUCUUGGCUACAAGUGGACCAUUCCAGUCACAUGGCACUCUGUGAAGAGUGACAAGGAUAAUGUGAUUAUGUUUGACAAGAGCAACACAGAGCUUGUUAUCAGUGGCUACUCUCCUGCUGUGGACGGCCUGCUGAAGGUUAACAAUGAUCAUAUUGGAUUCUACAGAGUCAACCAUGAUGACUCUAUGUGGAACACUAUUAGCCAACAGCUUCAAAGCAACCACACAGAGUUUGAUGCAGCCGAUCGUACGAGCUACAUUGAUGAUGUUUUUGCUCUCGCGAGGGCAAAUAUCAUUGAUUAUGGUAAUGCCUUCAACCUCACCAAGUAUCUAACAAAGGAGACUGAAUACAUAGUGUGGGACCGUGUGGCUUCCUCUAUGGCCUAUGUUCGGGACAUGCUGUCAAACAAUGAUAAGCUCUACCCAAAGUUUCAGAAACUUUUCCGUGACCACGUUAAAGCAAUUUCAACUCAGCUUGGAUGGAAUGAUGUUGGAGAACAGACACAGAGGUUACUGAGAGAGACUGUGCUCAGCAUUGCUUGUCAGAUGGGAGAUCAAGACUCUCUGAAUGAAGCCUCUCACAUUUUUGAACAGUGGCUCGGUGGAAGCAACGUAGCAGUGAAUCUAAGGCUGCUGGUGUAUCGAUACGGCAUGAAGAACUCAGGCACCGAGGAGAAGUGGAACACAAUGUUCGACAGGUACAAAAGCACCACUCUGGCUCAAGAGAAGGACAAGCUGCUGUAUGGACUGGCAUCUGUGGAGAAUGUGGCACUUCUGCACAGGCUACUAGAGGCAACUAAAGAUGAGUCAGUGGUGAGGAGUCAGGAUCUGUUUACCGUGGUGAGAUACGUGUCCCUCAACCCAGUGGGCCAGAGCAUGGCCUGGGACUGGACCACACUCAACUGGGACUACUUGGUCAACAGGUACACCAUCAAUGAUAGGAACCUCGGUCGCCUGCUCACUCGAAUCUCAACCACCUACAACACAGAGCUCCAGCUGUGGAAGAUGGAGAAUUUCUUCAGUCUGACUCCGAAUGCUGGCGCUGGAGAGAUGCCCAGGAAACAGGCACUGGAGACGGUGAAGAACAAUAUUGCAUGGAUCAAGAGUAAUGAGAAUGAGAUCAGCGGCUGGCUGAACAGCAAUGUUGCUGAGUAGUAUGAGCAUAUCAAA